GCACAGAUGGCUGGGAAUAGGCCGGGGAUUGAGCUAUUCUGUCGUUCAUUGCAAGUGCCCGAGUUUAAUUUAAUAGGUAUAUGUUAGUAUAAAUAAGUGGGAUACUGUUAUAACUAUCACGCUAGAUAGGUAUAGGAAAUAAAAAAGAGAGAAACAUUAGUGGAGCCGUAUGGGCAUACGACACUUGUAAGUUAUCAAUGCGGAGUUAAAACCAAUCGUGGCUCGUUCGGAUACACUGCUUCGGGACUUCAACAGUGUUAUGUGAUCGACGUGGCUUUAUAAUCGUGUAACUCAAGGAUUAUAUUGUAUCAUCAAUUUAUCAUCUUUAACAAAUGAUACUAGCAGACUGACAUCCCGCCAAAAAAUAGAAAAAAUUAUUAAACUUAAGUAGCAAAUAUUCAAUUGUCGAGUAAGCGUGGCAAUGGUGAGAAGGAGGGUAGGUCGAAAGUCCAGUGGAGCUGGUAAUACAGCUGAGGAUCCAGACAGUACUGGACACGAAACGAGUGCGAAAUUUAAUUCCACCGAGCUUGGACGAAUGACAAGGGAUCGUCUUAGAAUCUUACUGAGGGAACGUGGUCUACCUGUCUCUGGGAACAAAUCUGACAUGAUAACUCGAUUAGAAGAGAAUAUGGAGGGCAAAACAAUUCGUCGAGGGAAGGAGUUGAGUAAUUCCAAUGGUACCCAGAAAUUGCCGACCGACGAGGGAUCAACAGGGUCAAAAAACAGAACGAAAAGUGAAACCGACUCGAUAGAUCCAGACAGCUUAACCCUCUGGCAUCGUCCAAUCACGACUUUAAAUUAUUUUAUCAGAGAACUGUUCAUUAACAUUGUCAGUUUAGCACAUAGAAUGUUGCAGUAUAAGAAGACUGUUUGGAGUGGAUUACUUGUUAUAGCUGUGUUAGUUGUCUUCAGGCAUGUGGCAGGGCCUCAUCAGGAGCUGCUGAAGGAGUGGGAAAAUAGUCUUCUUUGGUGGCUUUAUUGGGUGGGUCUGGGAGUGUUAUCGAGUGUGGGAUUUGGCACUGGUUUGCACACUUUUGUGCUUUAUCUGGGGCCACAUAUAGCAGCUGUUACGAUAGCAGCUUAUGAGUGUGGGGGACUGAACUUCCCGGAGCCACCGUAUCCUGAUGCUAUUGUCUGUCCGGAUCAGAUUGAUCCCGCUUGGACAGCUGGAAUUCUUAAUAUUAUGAGGAAAGUCAGGGUUGAAGCCAUGCUUUGGGGUGCGGGGACUGCUCUUGGGGAGCUGCCACCUUAUUUCAUGGCUCGGGCAGCCAGGAACAGUCGACAAACUGAUAAGAGUCACGAGUAUGAUCAGGAGGAUCUUAAAGAGCUUGAGGCACUCGAGGCGUUGGAGAAUGGAGCCAAUGUUCCUAUUCUCAUGAAGCUGAAGCUUGCCAUGAAGCACUUUGUGCAAAAGGCUGGGUUCCUGGGAAUCCUUGCGUGUGCCUCGAUUCCAAAUCCACUUUUUGACCUCGCUGGGUUGACUUGUGGUCAUUAUCGCAUUCCAUUCUGGACUUUCUUUGGUGCUACACUUAUUGGUAAAGCCAUUGUUAAAAUGCAUAUUCAACAGCUAGCUGUGAUAAUAGCAUUCAAUGAAGAAUUGUUGGAUAAGGCUAUUGGACUUUUGGCUGUGAUUCCUUACGUGGGUACCAAGUUCCAGGAGCCAUUUAAAAAAUAUUUAGUUGAGCAGAAGAAUAAAUUGCAUAAUUCAUCCUCCGUGGAGGGAACAACGACGAUAGCGUGGCUGUUUGAAAAAUUUGUGAUGCUGAUGUUAUGUUACUUCCUCAUAACAAUAAUCCACGCCUUGGCACGUAAUCAUCACCGCAGACGUACAAAGCCAUCAGCGGAUUGAGAUUUAGGAAAAUUUUAUUCAAACGCUAACGCGAUAUGUUGAAGUCCAAAACAAUUAUGUAUAAUUUACACAACACAAAGUUUUACUCGCACCGGCGUUUCCUACAGUUAUUAUUGAAUAAUGAAGUUUGAAUUUUCACUCAGUCCAUCAGAGAUAAGCUUAUCUUAAGUCUACGAAUAAUUGAUUGUAAAUAUGUACAAUGAAUUCACAACGUCGGGUAUAGAUAUUGCUUGUUCAAUUAUAUGUUUUUUUUCACUUUUUGAUUCAAUCGUUUUUGAUUGAAAUUACAACACUUCUAGGUUGCAGAAAUUAGGUAAAAUAAUUGAAUUGUAUGGAAUCAUUUGCUGCUCUGGAGUGAAUAUUAUUCUUUCCAUAAUCUUAUAAAUCAUGUUGCCGGAUCCUCGAAUUUAUUGCUCAAACGAAUUUUUACCAGCAUAUAGUUCAAAGUAUAAUCAAGUUUUCAUAAUUUUGUGCAUGAAGUCGUCAGAGAUCCACGGGGCCAAUGAAAUUGAAUCAAUUUUUUCACACAGUUAAAAAUUGUUGCAUUGAUAAGUACAUAGAAUUGAACAUAAAAUCAAAUGAAAUUAAUUUGUCAAGUUCAAAAGUUGAUUAUAAAUAUGUCCCAAUUGUGAAUUUCUUCGAAUUAAUAUUUAGGAAUUGAUAACAAAUCAAUUGAUAUGACAUUUUUUAACAGUGUAUUUUCCACAUUUGUUUUCACGUGUCUACGAUAAAUGCAACGAUUAAAGUGAGAAUUGCUGAGAGAAUGUGUCCACAUUGUUGAUGAAUAUUUGAUAAAUAAAGUAACAGCAGUAUUUGGUGGCAGACAUUCCUGAUGUGAAGUUUUCGAACGAAAAAAAAAUAGGAUAAAAAGACAAAAGCCAGGCCCACUGGACGCUGCGAUAGCGAUAAGCAAUAAAGAAUUAAAAAACCCUCAAUGGUCACAAAAUAGGAAGAAACUCAUUGAACGUUUUUCAUCCCUUUCUGGCCAAUUUGAUUGAAUAUUUUGAUACUGUGAGUAGCUAGGAUUUUUUGAAGGAAAUUAAUAAAUGGAGUCAUGUUUCUAGGUUGAAUACUGUUAUUUAGAAUAAAACAUUAUUGCGAAUAAGA
This is a messenger RNA of Diachasma alloeum, 2956 nucleotides long. It is a transcript of the gene Tango5, whose product is annotated as vacuole membrane protein 1. The coding region runs from base 422 to 1849 and encodes 475 amino acids. The record is from RefSeq and is a predicted model, not a curated record. The transcript has 5 exons. NCBI's taxonomy places the organism in Eukaryota, Metazoa, Arthropoda, Insecta, Hymenoptera, Braconidae.